Messenger RNA from Leptinotarsa decemlineata (Colorado potato beetle), 930 nucleotides. Its product is annotated as endoglucanase. Gene Ontology annotation, biological process: carbohydrate metabolic process. Gene Ontology annotation, molecular function: cellulase activity. The record is from RefSeq and is a predicted model, not a curated record. Lineage: Eukaryota; Metazoa; Arthropoda; Insecta; Coleoptera; Chrysomelidae.
UCGUCGGAUUAUUGUAUUAGUUCUUUUCUUGAGUUUUCUGAAGUGGAUACAGAUAAAAAGGAAUCACGAACGAAUUUUCUAGAAGUCUUAUCUGACGCGUUCAACAUGGAAACCGCUUUAGCACUCAUUUUAUUUGCCUGUGUUGCUUUAAGCACCGGGGAAUACUCCCCAGACCUCAUUCCCGUACCUGGAGGCAUGAGCGGGACUGGAUUCACUACAGGAUAUUGGGACUGCUGCAAACCAUCAUGCUCUUGGAGGGAAAACCUCAGAAACACCUCCGCCGACCCCGUUACCUCCUGCGCAAUCGAUGGCGACACUGUCCUCGACCCGGGAGCAAUGUCCAACUGUGGAGGUGGUCCCUCUUAUAUGUGCUCCAACCAACAACCCUUCGUGGUGAACUCAACCCUUGCCUACGGCUUCACAGGCGCCUCUUUCACAGGGAAGGUCGACUACCAGCUGUGCUGCGGCUGCGUACUUCUUUCCUUCAUAGGAGAGCUGUCCCACAAGAAAAUGGUGGUGCAGGUGACCAAUACUGGAGCUGAUGCAGCUGUCAACCAGUUUGAUCUUGCUCUUCCAGGAGCAGGCGUGGGAAUCAACAACGGAUGCAUUUCCCAGUGGAAUGCUCCUCCUGAUGGCUGGGGUAAAAGAUACGGAGGAGUCGAUACUGAAGCUGAGUGCUCCCAGCUUCCUUGGCAACUCCAGGAAGGGUGUCGUUUCAGAUUUGAGUUCAUGGAAUCAGUUCCUGUUCCCAAAGUCAACUUUGUGCAGGUAGAGUGCCCGAAGGAGAUAGUUGACAGAUCUCAUUGUAACUUGAAGUAGUAGAUUGGAUUGUUGUGGAGUCAAUGAGAAGCUUCAAUGAAAUUUCGUAACAAUUGACAUUGAUUUCAUGUGCUGUAAUGAUGAAUUGUAAAUAAAAUGAAUUUUAUCAAA